ACACCCCCUUCUCCUGUUGCCAACCAAACACAACACACACACACAAAACUAAUCAAGAAAACUCAAGAGUAUAAUCAUGGCCGGCGUGAACUCCAGCGUGGUCGGUCUCAAGCCCGCCGCGGCGGUGCCGCAAACCGCCGCCGCCUUCUCGGCGAAGCGCGUGCAGGUCAAGGACCGGCGGUCGGCGCUCCUCGGCCUGGCGGCCGUUAUCGCCGUUACUGCCGGCGCCUCCGGGUCCGCCAGGGCCAGCGUCUUCGACGAGUACCUCGAGAAGAGCAAGCUCAACAAGGAGCUGAACGACAAGAAGAGGGCGGCAACCAGCGGCGCCAACUUCGCCCGGGCAUACACCGUGCAGUUCGGCAGCUGCAAGUUCCCCUACAACUUCACCGGCUGCCAGGACCUUGCCAAGCAGAAGAAAGUGCCGUUCAUCAGUGACGACCUGGAGAUCGAGUGCGAGGGCAAGGAGAAGUACAAGUGCGGAUCCAACGUCUUCUGGAAAUGGUGAAGAUGAUACGAAUAUGCCGGCCGGGUGCUGAUAUUGUGAUGCGUGUGUAUGUGGCAUGCCAGCGUUUGUACCUAGAAGAUGUGAAAAACUGCAGAAAUGUUUUGGAUGUUAACUUGUCGUCCGUCCGCCUUGUAUUCUUAUCAUCAAGUGGAAAUCCUAUUUUCACCUGGGUACUUACGUGCCUGUAUCUUGUA
Messenger RNA from Brachypodium distachyon (stiff brome), 699 nucleotides. Its product is annotated as photosystem I reaction center subunit N, chloroplastic. The transcript is spliced from 3 exons. Gene Ontology annotation, cellular component: chloroplast photosystem I. The record is from RefSeq and is a predicted model, not a curated record. The coding region runs from base 77 to 505 and encodes 142 amino acids. Gene Ontology annotation, biological process: photosynthesis. NCBI's taxonomy places the organism in Eukaryota, Viridiplantae, Streptophyta, Magnoliopsida, Poales, Poaceae.